UUACCCCAGAAGUCAACUAUACUUCUGUUUCUUCCUCAUUCAGCUGCUUUCUGUUCCUCUGCGUCUCGUCUGUCUUUUAUUUAUUCGUGUGUGUUUGGCCGGUUCCAGAAGAGGCAUGGCGGAGCUGGAGGGUCUGGAGUUUGGGAAGUCGGACUUCGUGCUCCUGGAUGAGGUGACGAUGGAGCAGUUUCUGGAGAAUCUGAAGCUGAGGUUUGAGAAGGGACGCAUCUACACCUACAUCGGAGAAGUGGUGGUCUCUGUCAACCCUUACCAACAAAUGGACAUUUAUGGCAAAGAAACCAUCGACGCGUACCGAGGCCGGGAGCUGUAUGAAAACCCUCCUCACCUGUACGCCGUGUCUGAUGCCGCCUACAAGGCCAUGAAGAGGAGGGCCAAAGAUACCUGCAUCGUCAUAUCAGGUGAAAGCGGUGCAGGUAAAACAGAAGCCAGUAAAUACAUCAUGCAGUACAUAGCCGCCAUCACAAACCCAAGCCAGAGGGCGGAGGUGGAGAGCGUGAAGAAUGUGCUGCUCAAGUCCAACUGCGUGCUGGAGGCCUUCGGGAACGCCAAGACGAAUCGCAACGACAACUCCAGCCGCUUCGGCAAGUACAUGGACAUCAACUUCAACUUCAACGGCGAUCCCACCGGAGGAAACAUCAACAACUACCUGCUGGAGAAGUCCAGGGUGGUGCAGCAGCAGGAGGGGGAGAGGAACUUCCACUCGUUUUACCAGUUACUACGUGGAGGCUCAGAUGAAAUGCUGGAGUCCUUGCACCUGCAGAAGGAUCCUGGUGUUUACACCUACACCAAAGCGGGCGUUGCAACAGCUACGUCCAACAGCGAUCGGACGAGCCACAAAGCGGUGCUGAGCGCACUGGAAGUGAUCGGCUUCGCCACAGAGGAGAUUUCCUCCGUUUAUCAAAUCCUUGCCUCCAUCCUCCUGCUGGGGGAUGUUCAGUUUGAGAGUGACGGGGAGAGCGUUCAGAUCCUGGGGAUGGAAACCGUGCACCACAUCUCCGAGCUGACGGCCACAGACCCAGACAGCGUCAGUAAGACCCUGCUGUAUCGCACCGUGGCCACCGGGGGCGGAGAGGUCAUCGAGAAGGGCCACACGGAGCAGCAGGCCUGUUUUGGACGGGACGCUUUUGCCAAGGCUCUCUACGAAAGACUCUUCGGCUGGAUUGUCAGCCGCAUCAACACUGUCAUUGAAGUGAAAGACUACGACCCAGUGCUUCAUGGGAAAAACACCGUGAUCGGGGUGCUGGACAUCUACGGCUUUGAGAUCUUCGAGAACAACAGCUUUGAACAGUUCUGCAUCAACUACUGCAACGAGAAGCUGCAGCAGCUCUUCAUCGAGCUGAUCCUCCGACAGGAACAAGGAGAAUAUCAGAGAGAGGGCAUCACCUGGCAACAUAUCGACUACUUCAACAACCAGAUCAUCGUUGAUCUCGUGGAGCAGCCGCACAAAGGCAUCAUCUCCAUCCUGGAUGAAGCCUGCCUCACCGUGGGAAACGUCACUGACAAAGUCUGCCUGGACAGCAUGGACACCAAGCUGUCCCAGCACCCCCACUACACGUCCCGCAAGCUCAGCCCCACUGAUAAGACCAUGGAUUUCCAGAAACACUUCCGCAUUCGCCACUACGCCGGAGACGUCACAUAUUCCGUCGAGGGCUUUUUGGACAAAAACAAGGACCUGCUCUUCCAAGACUUCAAGCGCCUCAUGUACAACAGUGCCAACCCAGUCCUGAAGGAGAUGUGGCCAGAUGGUCAGCUGGGCAUCACCGAGGUCACCAAGCGACCUCUGACCGCCGCCACCCUCUUCAAGAACUCCAUUGUGGCCUUAGUGGAUAAACUGGCCUGUAAGGAGCCGUACUACGUGCGCUGCGUGAAGCCCAACGAGAUGAAGUCGCCGGUGUUGUUCGACGCCGCUCGCUGCCAGCACCAGGUGGCGUACCUCGGCCUGCUGGAGAACGUGAUGGUGCGCAGGGCGGGCUUCGCCCACAGGCAGCCCUACGAUCGCUUCCUGCAGCGCUAUAAAAUGACGUGCGAGUACACCUGGCCGAACCACCUGAUGGCGUCCGACCGACACGCAGUGGAGGCCAUCGUCAACCACUACGGUUUCCAGGACGACGUGGCGUACGGCCACACCAAGCUGUUUGUCCGGACGCCGCGCUCUCUCUUCACCCUGGAGCAGGAGAGAGCGGCAGUCAUCCCCAUCCUGGUGCUCUUCCUGCAGAAGGUUUGGCGAGGGGCGUUGGCUCGUAUGCGGUGCCAGCGGAUGAGGGCCAUCUACACCAUCAUGGGCUGCUAUAAGCGCUACAAGGUCAAGGCUCACUUCUGGGAGGUGGUGCGGAGGUUCGCUAAUGUGCGAACUAUGGCCGACUAUGGGAAGAGCGUGGAGUGGCCGACCCCGCCGGCAUCUCUGUCCCAGUUUCAUAACAACACAGUCCUGCUGCAUCGCAGGUGGUGGGCGCGGCAGAUCGUGAAGAACAUCCCGCCGUCUGACACGCUGGAGGUCCGGGCCAAGGUGGCGGCGCUGACGGCUCUGAGCGGAGAGAGGAAACACUGGGGACUCAGCCGAGCCUGGGAGAGGGACUACCUGGCUAAUGUACGAGACUGCCCCCAGACCAGCUCCGGCUUCGUCCGCGCUUCCAAGGAGCUGAGGAACAAAAACGAGUUCAGCUGGAUCCUCUUCUCCGGCUUCUGCAGGAAGGUGAAUAGAUUCAACAGAAGCACAGACCGCGGCCUCCUCGUCACAGACAAGUACCUCUACAAAUUAGAGCCGAAGAAACAGUACAAGGUUUUGAAGAGGCUUCCUUUGGAGGCGUUUACGGGACUGAGCGUGACCAGCGGGGCCGACCAGAUGGUGGCGCUGCACACGGCCUCUCAGGACGACGUCCUGCUGUGUCUGCAGCGAGGGGAGCUGUGCCCCAACCAGGACCGGGUGGGCGAGCUGGUGGGAGCGCUGGUCGACCACUUCACACGUGUCAGAAACGUCCAGUUUCCUGUCAAAGUUUGUCGCUCGGCCGUGGAGCUUCACAUGCGAGGAAAACCCAAGAGCGUCACCGUGGAGACGAAACCUGGCCAGGCGAUCGCGGAUUUCAAGAAGAGUCGAGACGGUUUCAUCCUGCUGGUCCCCGUCAACUAGAGAGAGACCACGCAACCAAACCUCCAACGGGCCGACCUCAUAGACCCGGACCCUGGAGACCACUGGACCCUGGACACCACUGGACCCUGGAGACCACUGGACCCUGGAGACCAGUGGAGCUCUGUAUCCACAUCGUCAUGCCAACGAUAAAAAGGGGGAUGUAAAUCUGCAUCUUCAGGCAGUUAAACGUUUUAAAUUGGACUUUCACAGCAGUUUUACAGUGUUGACGGCAGAAUCUGCUUUCUAACUCAUUUAUUGUGAAGUUUAUGUUGGUGCAGAGACUCAGGACGCAGCUGCAAUACACACGCGUGAAAACUGUAUUUUUUUAAUGUAAUUUGAAGUUAUUUCAUGAAGACAACAAUGAACAAAAACAGAAAGAAAAGCACUUUUUUAAAGACAAAUUGUACAUUUUGCAAUGCAUAAAAACAAACGAGAGAAAGCAUAUAAAGUAUUUUUUAUAUGCAGUAGAAUUGUUGCCAAAGUAAACUCUUUUUUGCGCUUUUUCUCUGCAGAGUUAUUCCAUGUCAGACGUAGUAGAAAGGAGAAAUAAACACAAGUAAAUAAUCUAUUGAAGAAGAGUGUUGAUUUCUCCAGAAGGCUUCGCUGUAGCCGUAGACUCACAUUGUUUCCCUUCGUGGUCGGUGCUGUGAACAUGUGAAUAAAAGAGGUCGGGAGCUUUCCCCUGA
Hippoglossus stenolepis (Pacific halibut) is the source of this 3834-nucleotide messenger RNA. It is a transcript of the gene myo1g, whose product is annotated as myosin IG. The record is from RefSeq and is a predicted model, not a curated record. The coding region runs from base 116 to 3148 and encodes 1010 amino acids. Gene Ontology annotation, biological process: vesicle transport along actin filament; actin filament organization. The transcript is spliced from 22 exons. Gene Ontology annotation, molecular function: microfilament motor activity; actin filament binding; ATP binding. NCBI's taxonomy places the organism in Eukaryota, Metazoa, Chordata, Actinopteri, Pleuronectiformes, Pleuronectidae. Gene Ontology annotation, cellular component: plasma membrane; vesicle; cytoplasm.